Messenger RNA from Oryzias latipes (Japanese medaka), 4944 nucleotides. RefSeq names its product membrane guanylyl cyclase (gene olgc8). Lineage: Eukaryota; Metazoa; Chordata; Actinopteri; Beloniformes; Adrianichthyidae. Gene Ontology annotation, biological process: receptor guanylyl cyclase signaling pathway; intracellular signal transduction; protein phosphorylation. Gene Ontology annotation, cellular component: plasma membrane. The record is from RefSeq and is marked provisional. Gene Ontology annotation, molecular function: protein kinase activity; ATP binding; guanylate cyclase activity.
GAGAUGGACUCAUUAAAAGUAUUGGGGGGGGUCCACUGGAUGAACAAAACACAAACAACCCGGAGGAUCGGAUGAACUUCCUGUGUGUGUGUGGGGGGGGCGCUUGGGGCUAAGAUCUGGUGUCAGAACUGCAGGAACUCCCAGAAGCCUUUGCCAGUCCAGACGGGUGAGCGAGGAGCUGCGUCCAAACAUUCCUGGCAUCUCCAGUUUCCUGGAGCCUGUCCCAACAUGAACGCCACCAGGACGAGACCCCGGAGGGAGGGGCUCCUCCUCCUGCACCUCCUCCACAUGCCUCCUGUCUGAGAGCCUCAGCCGUCAUGAGGAGGAGGCCGAACCCCCCCUGAGGAGGCCUUCCACUCCCCAGACCUUCUAGAAGGUCCAGGAGAGAGGAGAACGUGCAGGAACAGUCCAUCAUGGACGUGUUCUCCUCAUGUUGGACUGCUUCUCCAUGUUCUCCUUUCAUAUGACAUGCAGGAACAGUCCAUCAUGUGUUCUCUGGGGCGAGAACAUGUUAAUGAUGGACUGUUCCUGUUCCACGUUCUCUAAGAGAAGAACAUGCAGGCAGAACGUGUCCAUGUUCUUCCUGCAUGUUGUUCUAUGACAGGAGAAUCUCCGAUGGGAGAACAUGUUAAUGAUGGACUGUUCCUGCAUGUUCUCCUUUCACAGAACAUGGACAUGAACAGUCCAUCAUGUGUUCUCUGGGGGAGAACAUGCAGGAACAGUCAGAACGUGUUGUCUGGACUCAUUAAUUUGCAGGAAAACGUUUUUCCAAACAAACGUUGGACUCUGCAGAAGCAGUGAUGCGUUCAGGAACACUCAGAGCAAACGCGUUUCUCAGAGGAGGAACAUCUGAACCUGUGAUCUCCUGCACGCUCACAAACAAGGUGGAGUCCGCACCUGUUGUAGUCCAGCCGCUGGCUCCGGGUCAGGGUUUGGGUCAGGGCCAGAAGAACCAGGGCCAGCAUCCUCCUUCAGGACCCACGACGGGUCAACGGGAACUAAUCCAGAGUGAGUCCGGUUUAACGGUGGAUUAGACCAGAGACGCAGAAAAGGCAAAUCCUCAGAGUUCCGUCAUCAACGCUCUUUGAUCCUCCGCUUCCGGUCACUGCAGCGACGCAGCGGGAAGAUUCCGGUUCACGGACUUUAUCCAGACGAUCACUGCUCCGUGUCAGACUCUCCUCCACGCUCAACCUCUUCCACGCGAGCUCAGCAGUAGCAGCUCCGCGCGCGCGCGCACGGGACGUUUGACCGCGCGCGCUCCGAUUCCACAUUAACGGCUGGAGUUGAGUGUUUAGUGAGAGUUGUGGUGCGGAGAGCGGGAAAUGUUUGACAGAUUUGAACCAGAACAUGAAGUUUGGACUCAACAGAGCGUCUGAUGGAAAAUGUUCAGAUAAGUCGGAACGGGACGGAACCCGUCACCACAGAACCGCUCACGAACGUUUCAGGAAAAAACUUGUUUCAAACCAUUUUUAGCUUUGUUUUCUAAGAAACUUUGACCUUUAGUCUAAACAUUUUGGGGAAAAACACUAAAAGUUUUUUUUUUUUUUUACAAAAACCGUUUUUUCCUCUCGUGGAUCUCCUUUUUCGCGGCAUCCCUUUGAUGAACCGUCCAACAGUCCGUUAAACAUGUUCUGAUGAAGACGGGUUACCGACCCAGCUUUGGUUCUGUUGGACCCGCUUCUCAACUCAACCCUUGAAGUUUCCCAGACUGGACGGAACCAGAAAUGACUGAACUCUGCCCCCUUGUGGCCAGACUCUGAACUCCUGGUUAUUAAUAGUUGGAAGCAUCGAUUACUGUAAUUGAUCCACCAUUAAUUAUCAUGUCAUUAAUCAUUCAAGAUUGUACGGUGGCCCCGAAGGUCAAAUCACUCAACACUGAAGCAUAUUUAAAAACUGCAUUUUAGAACAAACUGAAAUAGAAUAAAAAUGAAACAUUUCACACAAAAAAAAUCAAAAUUAAAUGUUAAAAAAUAAAACACAAUAAUGUCCGAUCCAUUCAAAACCAUAAAAUGAAGUUAUGUGACAUCAAUGAUGACGACAAUGGUCCUUUUCAACUAAAGUCACUUAGUUGAAAAAAGGCAACUACCCCUGGCUGCAGCCUGCAGAAUUGCACAACAUAAAAAGCUCUUCUCACUUAUUCAGAUGUUCUUCAUCGUCCGUCCAUCAGUCCGCCUGUCUCCGUCUGACCGACAGCAUGAAGAAAUGGGUCCAGGUUCUGGUUCUGGUGUGUGUUUGUUGUGUUGGUCCUGUGUGUUGUUGGCACGACUUGGACAACAGCGAGUACGACUGCUGGCCUCUGCAGGGACCCAACGAGUUCAACAUGAUUGACUGUGGAGGUCUGGAGAUGGCGUGGGUCGUCCGUCCUCCAGAGCUGGUGAAGAGCGGGGAGGUGUUCAGCGUCACAUAUUCUGUCACGGCCCGCGACUCUUUCUACGACUGGGCGAUCCAAAACCACAUCUUCACUCAGAGUGACAUAACAGACGCCGCUUCAGCUCGGAGCUUCUGCGAACGUCACGAGUGUCCUGCAAACUGGAAAGACGCCAACGGAGAGAACUGCUGCAUUCAUCACGCUAACAUCCACUCCUGUCCUCUGGGAUACAUGACAACAGAGAGCAUCUGUGGCCCCUGGAUCCCUGAUGAUGGAAAAAUCUUCACCCACACCAUUUCCACCUCCGGCAAGAUGUCCCAGACCAACUGGACUGCCAAGGUGGUUCUUCUUCAUGCAGGCUUGACCUCCCUCAUUGCUCACAUACGAGUUGGAAUCAUGCAGGCUGCCCUGGAGGCCAAAAGUACUGUGCUGCCAGCUAUGGUUUGUGGUAACAAUGUUUGUGAGGAGGGGGAGUUUUGCUCCACCUGUCCAGCCGACUGUGGCGAUUGUCCCAUGACCAUGACGACCAAAAUGGCCAUCAGUCUGCCGGUCAGCCUGUUCUGCUUGUCCUUCAUCCUCACUGCAGUGUGGCUGAGGUACCAGAAGGAGAAGCUGCUGUGGGACGAGAGCUGGAUCAUCGACUUCUCAAUGAUCAAACAAGAUCAGGAAUCACGAAUGACCAUGGGCAGUAUAAUGAGUGUUCCUGUGGGGAACUGUGACAGCAACACCAGCUGUCUGACUGGGCUCAAUUCCUGUACAGGACAACCUGGAACCCGAAAGACUCCAUUCAUCUGCACCGGGAUAUAUGACGGCAGGACCGUAGCCAUCAAGAUAAUCCAGACAAAGAUGUUCUCACUGUCCAAAACCAUCAGACAAGAAGUCAAACAAGUCAGGGAACUGGAUCACCCCAAUCUCUGCAAGUUUAUUGGAGGCUGUAUUGAGGUUCCAAACAUCGCCAUAAUAACAGAGUAUUGCCCAAAGGGAAGCCUUAACGAUGUCCUUCUUAACGAGGAGAUCCCAAUCAACUGGGGCUUCAGAUUCUCCUUUGCUGCGGACAUCGCCAGAGGGAUGUCGUAUCUCCACCAGCACAAGAUCUGUCACGGGCGACUGAAGUCUAUGAACUGUGUCUUGGAUGACCGCUGGGUCUGCAAAAUAACAGAUUAUGGACUGAGGAUGUACCGCAGAGACGAUGGGACCGAACCGCUGUCUACCUAUCAGCAGAGGCUCAUGGAGGUGUACAUGCCACCCGAGUUUCAGAACUCCAACAUGGAACCAACGCUAGCUGGAGACGUCUUCAGUUAUUCCAUAAUUCUCCUGGAGAUAGCCACUCGGAAUGACCCCGUCCCUGCAGAAGAGUCCAGUCUGGACUGUGGUUGGUGUCCUCCUCUGCCUGAGCUGAUCUCCAGUAAAACCGACAACACCUGCCCCUGCCCCGCUGACUACGUCGAUCUGAUUCGUCGGUGCCGUUCUCAUAACCCCGCCCACCGGCCCACCUUUGAGCAAAUUAAAAAGUUUGUCCACCGGAUCAACCCCAUUAAAGUCAGCCCAGUGGACAUGAUGAUGAACCUGAUGGAGAAGUACAGCAAACACCUGGAGGUCCUGGUGGCCGAGCGGACUCAGGAUCUGACCCACGAGAAACAGAAAACCGACCGGCUGCUUUACAGUAUGCUCCCAAAGCAGGUCGCCGACGAUCUACGUCAGGGGAAACCGUCGCAGGCGCAGAGCUACGUCAGCGCCACCGUCUUCUUCAGCGACAUCGUUGGCUUCACUCAGCUGUCCAGCAGCAGCACGCCGUACCAGGUGGUGGACUUCCUCAACAAGCUCUACACAACCUUUGACAACAUCAUUGACAACUAUGACGUGUACAAGGUGGAGACCAUCGGCGACGCCUACAUGGUGGUGUCCGGGGUUCCUCAGGAGAACGGCAUCCUCCACGCCUCAGAGAUCGCCAGCAUGGCUCUGGACCUGGUGGGCGUCUGCCAGACCUUCCGGAUCCCCCACAAACCCAGCAUGCAGCUGCAGAUCCGCGCAGGAAUCCACUCUGGGCCGGUGGUGGCCGGAGUGGUGGGGACCAAGAUGCCGCGGUACUGUCUGUUUGGGGACACGGUGAACACGGCGUCCCGCAUGGAGUCCACCAGCACCGCCCUGAAGAUCCAGUGCAGCUCCAGCACCUUCUACCUGCUGGAGGAGAUCGGAGGCUACGUCCUGGAGUGUCGGGGAGUUCAGCAGGUCAAGGGCAAAGGAGACAUGGUGACCUACUGGCUGCAGGGGAAGAAGACCACUCCGGUCACCAGGGAUGUGAAGGAGUCUGAACCCACCAAGGCCGUUACCAUGGAGACGGAGGCAGAGAGGGAAGCGGCCAUUCCCGGGUUCCUGAGCGACGAUCUCCUCAUGGAUCCCGUCUGAAGACGCCUUCAGUGGGUUUAGAGAAGGACCAACACGUGUGUUUGAGUUUGUGUUAGGUUCCUGAAGCUUCAGCGUCUCACGUGUUUGACGGAAAUGUCGUUUUUGUAGAAACUCAAACCGUUUUUUCUCUUUAUUUAGCAGAAAUGUUUAAAACUGUUGUUGAUUUUGUA